Molecule: messenger RNA, 861 nt
Organism: Sphaerodactylus townsendi
Lineage: Eukaryota; Metazoa; Chordata; Lepidosauria; Squamata; Sphaerodactylidae
Product: ERC protein 2-like
Exons: 8
Coding region: 72-860 (262 amino acids)
Source: RefSeq, a predicted model, not a curated record
UUUUCGUUGACUGUUGAACUCCUAAACCAAAUAGCUCUUGGCAAUACCUGUACUGGAAGCAGCAUCUGAGGAUGCACAGGCGAUCUAAACCUGAGCUGGACAAUGUAAGCAAAGAGCAAGACUCCUGUAGUGGAAGUGAGAAGACCUCCAACAGUGAAAAAGUGUCAAAAAUGGAAAACAUGUUGAAGAAGGUGCUAUUAGAAAACCAACAGUUGAAAAAUGCUGUACACUUUCUGAAACAGCAGCAGGGCAAAGAGAAAGACUACCAUGUAGACCACUGCAACAGGUCUAAAGAAAAACUUCUGACUGAAAUUGGGUCUCUCUUGACUGAAAUGGCCUUCCUGAAGGAAGUGCGGGAGCAGCUGAGGUACAAGGAUCCUGAAUCUAGGAAAGAAAUGACUAAAGCCCUCACUGAAACCAUCCAAGCCAAGCUGGAGGUGGCCCAUGCUAAGAUAGAGGCUGCUGAGGCCAAGAAGGAGACUUUGGAGGCUCAGAAGAAGGCGGAGGAGGCCAAGGAAACUGCAGAAGCAGCUCAGGCCCGAGAGGAUAACCUGCUGGCCUAUGUCUCGAAAAUUGCUUCCUUGGCUUACCAGCAGGCUGCCGAAGCAGAGUAUGAUUGGGCCCAGGCCCAGAAAGUCAAGGCAGUAGCAGAAGUCAUGCAAGGGGCUGCCUUUGCCGACAGCAAAGUCCGGCGCAGCCAUAAACAUCACCAGGAUAAGCACCAUCGAAGCCACCGGAGUCAUGGCGAGUGCCGGUGCCAUCACAGCCACCAUAGCCACCACAGCCACAACCGGACCCACUAUGAGACCCAGAGUGAUCUGCCCAGCUCAGAAAUGGAGACCCUGAGCAGCAACCGAUAAA